AAUUUCUAGUUUAGAAAACCGGCAUGCGUUGUUGCGAUACCGGAACCGGAUGUUGUCUGCAAUUAGUCCCACACGUGGAUUCAAUAUGUCUAAUGAUGCUAAAGAUGACAGUUUUGAAGAAAUGGAUAGUGAAGAAGAUGAGGAGGUCACUAUUAUAGACACACAGUUGCCUAGCAACUGGCUGACAGCUGAUGUUUCAAUUCCAUUCCAAACUGCUGCUGAAGCAGUUAUAGCCUUCGGUACGCUUAGUGUGGACAAAGAACCAAAACGUGGCAAUGUGAGAAAAGAGAUGAAGCUUCAGGACAAUAAACUACUGGUACAUUUCGAGGCCAGUGAACCACGUCUGUUGCGAGUCAGUAUGAAUUCAUUUAUCGAUCAUUUAGUCCUCGUCCAACAAACCAUCAACAAGUUCGGGCCGCCGUUAACUUGAGAGAGACGGAAAGAACAAGCGAUGCAUUCUCAGAGUAAUCUCAGCCAUCUUUUAACGAAGAACUCUGACUGCACUUGGAAGCUACCAUCACUGCCGCUAACAUAAUGACAACUGCUAGACUCAUACUGAACACUUACUACUACUACUACUAAUAAUAAUAAUAAUAAUUAUACUACUACUACUACAUCUAACAUCAUCACUGCUGGCACCACUGCUGUUACUGCUACUAUUAAUAAAAUUUGUGUAUUUCUGUCUGUCUGUCUGUCUGUCCGUCUGUCAAGAUAAGUAAAAUUAUACAUACAUGCAAACUGUGUGUUCACUAUACAUACAUACAUACAUACAUA
Messenger RNA from Octopus sinensis (East Asian common octopus), 774 nucleotides. Its product is annotated as EKC/KEOPS complex subunit Lage3. Bases 50 to 430 code for a protein of 126 amino acids. The transcript is spliced from 4 exons. The record is from RefSeq and is a predicted model, not a curated record. Gene Ontology annotation, cellular component: EKC/KEOPS complex. NCBI's taxonomy places the organism in Eukaryota, Metazoa, Mollusca, Cephalopoda, Octopoda, Octopodidae.